UGAAUAUCCCAAGACGGAACUUAUUUCGUAUCUCUUUUUAGUUGCUUUGCAUUUUCUCCCUCUACAACUAGCAACUGCUACUCUUCCUCUCUCUCUCUAUAUAUUAUAUAUAUUUCUCCCAGAAAACUGUAUUUUAUGGCCGCCAAUUUGCAGUGCCGCGGAAUUGCCAAGCGAUUUCUCAGCAUCGUCGGCUCGAGCACUCGCAACACUGCCCCCUCUCCUUCCCUCAUCUCUGCUAGGAGGGCUGUGCAUGUGUCUGUGUAUGACAAGAACCCAGAAGAACAUGUUCAUUAUCCAUCAAUUGUCCCAGACGAAGUAAUCGAAAACCAAUCUGCCAAGUACUGGACUCCUCACCCACAAACUGGAGUGUUUGGACCACCCACCAAUCACACUCUUACUGCUACUGACUUCCACACCGGCGUUGCUCACUCAGUCUUGGAGCUGAAAGCCUUCUUCCGUCCCCUUGAGGAUUUGGAGAAACCACCCCAUUCUGCCUUCUAGAAAACAUAACAUAUAUAUUCUUUCCCAAUUACAAAUAAAUAAGAUAUAUCCAAUGAAUAGGGAAAAGAUUUGCUGUAUACAUUAGUUCUAAGGACACUAUGUCAUUAUGGUAUUGUAAUGAUCUUAACAGCUACUAUCUAGGAUGAUGAAAAUUCAUUAGGUAAUCUCUGUUGCAGUAUGUUCAAAUGCUUAGGUUUGCAUUCAGUCUUCAAAGAUCCCUGCAAUAUUGUUAAUUCCUCUUUAUUAGAAUAUAAUAAUAUGCAAAUUCAACUUGAAAAA
Molecule: messenger RNA, 780 nt
Organism: Ipomoea triloba (trilobed morning glory)
Lineage: Eukaryota; Viridiplantae; Streptophyta; Magnoliopsida; Solanales; Convolvulaceae
Product: late embryogenesis abundant protein At5g17165-like
Exons: 2
Coding region: 136-501 (121 amino acids)
Source: RefSeq, a predicted model, not a curated record